This is a messenger RNA of Bombina bombina (fire-bellied toad), 12118 nucleotides long. RefSeq names its product alpha kinase 3 (gene ALPK3). The record is from RefSeq and is a predicted model, not a curated record. Gene Ontology annotation, biological process: cardiac muscle cell development; protein phosphorylation. Gene Ontology annotation, cellular component: nucleus. The coding region runs from base 271 to 5688 and encodes 1805 amino acids. Gene Ontology annotation, molecular function: protein serine/threonine kinase activity; ATP binding. The transcript is spliced from 16 exons. NCBI's taxonomy places the organism in Eukaryota, Metazoa, Chordata, Amphibia, Anura, Bombinatoridae.
GACAGCCAGUGUGUGAUGUGAGUGACAGCUGCUCCUGAAGACUUGGCCGGGGGCAGGAAAGAAUCAGUCCGGGGCAGAGACCCACAAACACAGGAUUUAUCUUGCUCUUCUGGAAUCCCUCUUCUCCCCUUGUCUGAAAAGCUGACACUCUACUCACACGCACUACAGAUUCCAGACAUAGAGCUGCCAUAGUCUGAUUUUUCUCUGGUUGGAAGCCAUAAACAUCUCAUUUUUUGGUGGCGUAAGCAAAAGAGUCGAGGCGAUAAAAGGAUGGGCACACGGAGACCCAUGAACCGCACGUCCCCUGGCAAUGGAAGAUAUGACUCACUAGGAAGUAGCAAUGGUAGCGCCAGUGAGAGUGACGAAAACAAUUCUUCAUAUAAUCCUCGAGCAGAUAGUAGAAACUACCUGCUGAAUGUGAGACCUGAGAACAGUCGCUCCAGUACCAGCCGUUACUCUCGCUAUACAUCUGGAAGGACCACCUUCUGCAACAUUAUCUCUCAGCUUACAGAAGAAACACAACCAUGCUUUGAGACAACACUUAAACCCAGGGCUGUGUCUGAAGGAUCUGACGCUAAAUUUAUCUGCAUGGUGUCAGGUUAUCCAGAACCAGAAAUAACUUGGUAUAAAGAUGAUGAGGAGAUGGACCGAUAUUGUGGUUUGCCUAAAUAUGAAAUUUUCCGAAAUGGAAAAAAACACACCUUGCAAAUCUACAAGUGUAGUGAGGAAGAUGCUGCUAUUUAUCAAGCGUCAGCCAGAAACAACAAAGGAAUUGUAUCUUGUUCAGGCGUACUAGAAGUUGGAACCAUGACGGAGUAUAAAAUACACCAAAGAUGGUUUGCCAAACUUAAGAGAAAAGCAGAAGCUAAAAUGCGUGAAAUAGAGCAGAGCAGGAGGAAAGUAAAAGAGAACUUAGAAGAAGGAGAUAGACUAAGGGCACUGAGUCCUGAAAGGAUUCAGAGGAAGAGGAGAUUUUCAGAAGAAAGAAAAGAGGACAAGGAGCUGUCAUCAGUGGAAAAGGACAAUAUAAUUAAGGUCCAUAUUCCUGAUCCUAGCUCCCGAUUGCAAGAUGAAGGUGCAAAUAUUCAGGAGCAGCCACUACAUAUAGCCAAUGGCUUACAAAAUUUUGAGAAAUCUCAGGGUGAAGAGGCAACUUCCAAUGGCUAUGCACUGCCUGAAAAUAUUGAAGAAAAUGGUAAGGAAUUCCUUGCCUAUAUUUAUGAGACUGUGGAUGUCAUAACCAAGAAAUCUACCUCAAAGGAAUCAUAUGCAAAAAAGAAGAAAAAAGAGGAGCCUCCUUCUAUACCAAAGGCAGAGCCAAAGAAAGAGGAGGUACCACAAGGAAACAGCCCCAAGAAAGGAGAUGGCAUAAGCCCUGCUCCAAGGAGGUCACGUUUUAUGAAAGAUACCUCCAAAGCUGUGCAGGAGGAGAAAAUGGAAGUUCAACCUCCACAAGUAACAUCAAAUCGACAGUUUGUAACUUCCACAGCACCUCCCAAAAUGGGAAUAACUGUGAAAGGAAAUGGUUCAAAGAAGAAAGAUAAUGUUGCAUCUGAAAGCAGAACAGGAAAAAGUUCCAGCCAAGCUCAAAGUCAAUUUCCUCCCAAGGAGGAAGUCAGCUUUUGUCUAAAAGACAUGUAUUUUGAAGACUCUUUGCCUACUCCAGAAGAAGAGAAGGUCCCACUUGCUUAUGAGAGAGAUAAGAAGGCAAAGACUGAAAGUCAAUUCCCCAGUGUAGGAAAACAUAUUGUAAGCCCUAGUGCAAUGUCUGUACCACAGGGGCAAGUCAAAGAAAUUCCAAAAGCAGCCCCCAGACGAUCAAAAGAACAAAGAGAUGUAUCUGCUGGGCGCAAAUCCCAAAUAUCAAACUCAAAAACAAAUGACACUGUCCCAGGAGCUAAAAACAUCAGAGAUAAGCAAGGAAAACAGGAAGUAAAACCUGUUGAUGUUGCUCAGACUCCAUGUGUAGUGGACUCAGUCACAGAAUCCACUAAACCCACAGAUUCAAUCAUUCCCCCUGAAGUUUCAGAACAAAAUCUAAAGAAAGGCAAUUUGUUUGAACCAGUCACUAGUCUGUUAACUGAUCCCACUCCCAUUAUAAGCCAGCAGGACAAUUUUGCUAUGCUAGAUAUUACUGAGGAAAAAACGCAAGAAGAUGAAGCCAAGACUACAAGCACGGCCUCAGAAGACCCUCUUGAAGGGAAGUCCCGGACAGAGACGCUUCAAAAGCUGCAACAUUUAGAAGUGGAAUACAUGGCUUUACAGAAAGCAUAUGCUCUUCUGCAGGAACAGCUGGAACUGGUCAAGCAAGCAGAACAGCAAGCCAAGGUACAUGAACCCCCUGACAUCUUGGAGAAGAAUAAAUCUGGAAACGAUACUGGUGAUAAGGUUGUGGGUGUAUGUCCAAGUUCACCAGUGCCUAUAUUAAUGGAAACUGAUGAGUCUAUAAAAGAAGAGGUGGCACAUGUGUUUACUUCUAUAUCUCAGACUGAACCAGAAGGAGAUUCUAAAAGUCCAGUAUGUGAAAGAUCCUCAUCGAGAGCUCUACACUCACCAGUGUCUCUCAUGGAGUUUAGUUCAGAAGAGGGUUCACAUAUUAAAGAUAAUCAAAUAGUUGAAAUGGAAGAAGUGGAUUUGAAGGAUAAAAGUUUGUUAGCGCUUGAUGCAGUAUCUAAGGACACAAAAGAAAUAGAAUUUAAAAUCUGUCAACCAGAUGACACAACAAUUGAACUAAAAACUUCUCAGAGCAGUGUUGUAAAAAUUACAAGCCAUGAAAUUGAGAUGAUGGAAGAAGGGAAGCAGGAAAAGCAUGCAGUUGAACUGAAGGAGGAAAAAACAAAAGACAACAAAAUACAUGUAGAAUCAAAACCUAAAGAAGUAGGAGACACAUUUGUUUUGGUAACAGAUGACAACCCCUUGGUGGUAUCAAAAAGUUUACAACACCCUAAUGAAGUACUGUCUGUACCUACCCAGACAGCUGACCAGGAAGCAACCAUUUCUGAAGCUAUAGUAGAUCAUGUACAUCCAGGUGCUGAAAUCCAAGCACAAAGUGAUGAAUCUGUAGCUACUCUUCUUCGUGAUGUUAAGAAGGCUCUUGAGUCAGGAAUAACAAAUGAUGUGGACAUUCCUUCAGACUCAAGUUCUAGCUCUGCACUUUCCCCACAGGUGAUAUCAACUCCAGAAGGGUAUGACGAAGUGGAAUCCAUGCUUUCAUCAUCAAGGGAGGAAGAUAAAAGUAUCAGCCAAGAUCAUGGACAACUUGAAGUUGAAACCAUUGAUAUAAAGUCCAGUCAUUUACAUCCUAAUACUGAUCUAUCUACAGAGACACCUGAAGUUUCAUCCCCUCCAGAAAUACUUCUAGAUGAUAUUAAACUGAAAGAGCAGGGGAAACAGCAACAUAGUCUGGUAACAUCUUUGAAAAAUUCUUUGUUGAUUUUGUUUCAUAUGAAAUCAGCAGAUGUUAUAGAAUCUUCAGUAGAUACUACAGACAGAAGUGGAAUAUGUGUUGCUGAAUCACUGUCCCCAGAAGAAGUAUCCUCACCAGAAGGAAGCAUGAGCCCUCCCAGUUCAAGGAAAAUAAACAAAGCAGUCAAAGAUACUGUCUCAGUACAGACCCCAGAGAGUAUGCAUUCAAGUUCCACAUCAGGGAAACUGACACCAACUUCUGAAGAAGACAUGGUUCAAAAUGAUGAGCCAUUGCAAACUAGCCCUAUCCUCGUCAGAAAGACUACUGAGUUUUCAAGAAAAGGUGUAAUUACUCAGGUAGAAAGCGCUCCUAUAAGCCCUGCAACUCCCAAGAGAAGUACAAAAGCUAUACCUGAAGCAAUACUGUUACGUAAGGAAGACUUACGCUUUAGUCCCUCUACAUCAAGAAAAAUAGCAGCCAAAAUAGGUGCUGUCACUUCUUCCUUAUCAGUACCUUCUAUAGUUGUUGGCAGCUUGCCUGUUGAUAAGACCCCGGGAAACAUACUAGAUUUGUACCCAGAAAACACACGCAAAUGGAAAUCUACAGAAAAUGUAUCACUAAUACCUUCAGCGACCCCAGAAGAGUUGGCUUCUGGGGCACGUCGCAAAAUAUUUCUUUCUAAGCAGAGGGAUGAUGGAGAGAUUGGCAGCACAGGGUCUCUAACUCCUCCUUCCAAAAGGGAAAGCCCCAGUGUGUCUCCAGGGACAUCCAGGAGAAGCAUCAGUCUUCUUGCCUCUCAAUCUCCACCAAUUGAAAGACGCUCCCCUGGUAUGGUUAGAAGAAUGGCAAUGCUUGAAGUGCCAAAGAUAUAUGAGGAAUCAGUAGAGAAAGGAAAUACAGUUGAUGAACAGUCAAUACAAGCUAAAGAUGCAUGUGUCUCAACUAAGGAAGAUAUUCAGACUGUGGAACCUAAAAAAGUCAAUGAUCCCUAUAAAGCUCCACAGGUGAUAAGGAAGAUAAGAGCUGAACAAUUUUCUGAUGCAUCAGGAAACUUAAAACUCUGGUGCCAGUUCUUCAAUAUCUUAAGUGAUUCUGCAAUAACUUGGUAUAAGGAUGAAGUUGAAGUCGCAAAAGUGAAGAGAAGCUCUGGUGAUGAAGGGCAGGUAGCUCUUGCAAUAGUGCAGGCAUCAGUGAAAGACUGUGGUGUGUAUCAAUGCACAAUCCAGAAUGAGUAUGGGACAGAUUCAACAGAUUGCCUUCUGAGUUCUGAAAUUUUGUCUGGAUUUAUCACCAAGGAAGAAGUUGAAGUGGGUGAAGAGAUUGAGAUGACUCCAAUGGUGUUUGCAAAAGGAGUAGCUGAUUCUGGGUACUGGGGGGACAAAUUUUUUGGGAGGUUAGUGAUGGAGAAUGCGCAUGUUGGAGAGGGAUUUCUAAGGAAGGCUUGUAGAGUAAAAGUUAUAUAUGGACUGGAACCAAUGUUUGAGUCAGGAAAAACCUGCAUUAUAAAAAUCAGAAACCUCAUCACCUUUGGGACCAAGAAUGAAAGCACCUUAGUGGAGAAGAAUUAUGAAAUAACCAUUCAGGACUGUAAAAUUCAAAAUACAACCAGAGAAUACUGCAAGAUAUUUGCUGCUGAAUGCAGAGCAGUUCCCAACUUUGGACAGCUCCCAGAGAUUCUACCUCUAAAUCUGAUUUAUAGGCCUGCCAACAACAUCCCCUAUGCUACAAUUGAGGAAGAUCUGGAGGGGAGGUUCGAAAAAUACUGCAUUCGGGAUAUCACUGGGAAAUUGCACAUGAAAAAUACAUCAGAGAUUGAGCAAAAAUGUUGCACCUUCCAACACUGGGUAUAUCAAUGGACCAAUGGGAAUUUCCUAGUGACAAUACUGGAAGGCGUUGGUUGGAAACUAACCAAUAUUGGAAUUGCCACAAAGUCUAAAGGGUAUCAAGGCCUCAAAGAAAGCUGUUUUCCUACAGUGCUUGAUGAAUUUGCUGUGGUUCACCAGUGCAAUAGCUAUUGUGAAAUGCUGUCUUUAAAGUCCCUAAAAGUCUCAGAAGGCCUCCAACUUCCAUCUAAACCAAAGGGCUCAAAGAGUCCUUCUAUAGGAAGAAAAGCUGGAUCAGCUCAGUCUAGUCCUCAAGUACAAAAAAAAGUAAUGCCAAGUCCUCAAAGUGCCAGGAAAGGUGGUGUCAGCCCUAAAGCACCACGAAAAGCCACAGAGACCGGGGAUAACCUGUCAGUAAACAAAGGCAGUAACGGGUCAAAAUUUUCAAAAACCCAAUAAAAUCCCAACUCAGAUUAUUUUUUUACUCAACAUGGACAUACCUGGUCUGGACUUUAAAUACAAAUGUACUAUAACAUUUCUGAACAUGCAUUUAGUAUCAAAAUGCCAAGUAUCAGCAACAUCAGCUAUUUCUCUAUAAGACAAGGUACCACUCUAUGAGCAAAGUGGGGCAUCACACAAGCUGUUGACAGCUUAAUAUGUGGUAUAGUACUUGUUUCUAAGAAACAAGGCAAGCAAAGGUGCAUUUACCCAUAGAACUGAAAGUACUGUACUAAUAAAUAUCUAUACUAAUCCAGUUUUUUAAAGAAACUAAAAUUAUGUCAGUUAGGGUGACAAUAAUCUAAGCAUUUAAUUCAUUAAGGAUUCCAAAGACUUCAAAGGGACAUUAAACUCAGUAUUGUUUGCAUAUGAAACAGCAGGAAUGAAGUUUGUUAAAUUAUUUUUUGCAUUAAAACAAAGUUAAAACAUUUCUUUUUUUUAUUUGAUAUUGAAAUGCUUGUUUGUGUUCAGCUAAUGUUUAAUGAUCAGUUGUUCAUUGGCUGUAUAGAACAACUGGUUGAAAUGGACACAUUCAAAAGCAUAAAACCAAAAUGUUGUUUUUUCUAAGCACAGAAACAACAUUUUAAUAGCUUUCUAUUGAAAAUGAUUAUGUUUAUCUAUUAUUAUCAUCAUCAUCCAGUAAUAAGGUGGCAAUACUCUCCGCAGUGCUAUGAAAAUAAGUGUAGUUAUUACAACAAUGGCAGCACAAAAUUACAGGCCAAAUGACAGCAGGCCCUGAACACGAGACAACUAUCUGUAAUGUACACAACCUUUACACAAUUUAUUCUGUGAUAUAGGUGGCUAUUUUGGAUGUAAUAAUAAUAAUAAAAAAACUUGACUUUAAUGUCCCUUUAAGCAUUGGGUAAGGGUGAAUGCACCUUUAUAAUAUAGAAUUAAACAUACUAAAUUAAGUUUCACUGAUUUACAGUUUACACUAUAUUUCAUUUUUAUGCCCUAUCCAAAUCUGAUAGGAAAGUCCAAACUAGAACUUUCAUAUAUUAAAUUGUAAACUUACUUUAUAAUACUGGACAGUCUAAGCUUGUAAAUUUGAUUUUAUAUUGUUAAAUCAGUACCACAACUUUAGUUUAUGUGGUAUUGCCAUAAUAAACAGCAUAAUAUGCAUUUAAUGGGACUUCCUAUAAGGACAUAUAGGGGCAUAUCUAUCAAGCUCCGGAUAGAGCUUGAGUCCCCGAGUUUCUGGCGAGCGUGCAGGCUCGCCAGAGACAGCAGUUGUGAAGCAGCGGUCUAAAGACCGCUGCUCCAUAACCUGUCCGUCCUGCUGUGAGCAGGUGGACAGACAUCGCCGAAAUUCAACCCGAUCGAGUACGAUCGGGUUGAUUGACACCCCCUGCUGGCAGCCCAUUGGCUGCGAGUCUGCAGGGGGCGGCGUUGCACCAGCAGCUCUUGUGAGCUGCUGGUGCAAUGCUGAAUAUGGAGAGCGUAUUGCUCUCCGUAUUUAGUGAGGUCUGGCGGACCUGAUCCGCACUGUCGGAUCAGGUCCGCCAGACUUUGAUAAAUAGGGGCCAUAGUAUUCUCUAAAUCUGUACAAAUAGCCUCACGGUUUGCAGAUUGAGGAACAUGAUGACUCUGUACCAAAAAUGAAAGUGCCAGAGCAUUUUUUCAUAACGAAACAAGAGAAAUAAACACCAACAGCUCUGAAAUAAAAAACAAAGAUGUUAUUUUCAGUACAUCUAUGAAGCCAGUGGUAAAUAUUGCAUUGACAUUAAAAUAAAAAGUACAAUCCAAUGAGGGUGAAGCUCAGGCUGAAUGUACCAAUGGCUUACCUUGGUCACAUUGGUAAACAGAGCAGAGGAGUUUUAGUGUGUUCUGUAUUAUAAUGGAGGCUUAUAUAAAGUAAAUAACAAUAGCCGCAAUACAUAUGUGUGGUUUUGUUAGGUGAGAUUGGUGAAAAGUGGUCCUACUGGAAAAGUUACUGGAGAGCAUUUCGUCCGUGUACAUCCUGGACAAACGUUUAUUCUCCUUAGCACUUACUUUACGUGCACAAUUUAAGGUGCUUAUUUAUCAAUACUAGUUUUUGGCCCUGGCACUAUGCCCUUACCGCGACCAGUGUAUUUAUUUUUAAAUUACUGGAUACAAAUAGGAAAAGCUAUAUAUUACUUAUUGCACUUCAACCAAUAAUUUAUAUUGACUGUAUGUGCAGAAAGAAUGCAAUAUAGACAAAAUGUAUGGGAGUGGAAUAGAUAUGGUGUUCUAUAUCUUUGUUAAAGAUUAUAAUGUUGAAACAAUUAAAAUGUCAAGCUGACAAAAUAGUUUAAGCCUGUGUUCAAACUAUAGAUAGCAAAUAGUCAGUUUUCCAAAAUGUAUUAGUGGUACAGAUUGCCUGCUGAAAAUGGUACAUUAAUGCAGAAUACAUUUUAUGUGAGGUUACAGUUGGAUUUUUAUGCAUGAUCAUAGAGCAUAGCUUGUUUGCAAAUUCUAGGCAUCAGUAUACGGAUAAAUGAUAUUUGGUGCUCUAAAGACAAGGUGACGUGAAGAAAUAGUGUUCUCAGAAGCGGGAAUUUGGUUGUCUUCUUGAACAAUAUAUUAUAUUGAUCUCAGCAACAGUAGAUAAGUAAAUCAUAUAGCUGUUUCUUAUAAAAAAAAUGUGUUACUAUGCACUUUAGUCAUUUUUUUAUAUGUAUUGAAAGUUACCAAUCUCAUAAUACCACACGGCGCUCCUUCAUUCAAGCCCUGAAAUGGGCAAAGUCACUUUGUCUUAAGUUUGUAAUACAAAGUUUUCCAUCAGUUUUGGAUAUUUCUGCUUUAUGUUUGAGAGACUCCUGUAAUGGUAGGAACAUUAUUUCUUGUACAUUUAUUUUAUAUAAGUUGUUAUCAGUGUUGUUUAAACACUUUCAAUAAGUAAAACUCUCAUUAGAAUGAAACGUGAGUUAAACAUCGUCUAUAUGUCUUCACGUCCCCUUUCUAAACACAACAAAAUGAAAAGCUAUGAUAGUAAUCAUAAUACAGAGGUGCUCAAAAUAUAGAAGUACCAGACUUUGCAACAACAGAGAUUUUUUUUAUUCUUUUUUUUUAAUCAAUGUUCUCUCUAAAAAAAUAAAAUAAACAAUGGCUGCUCUGGUCAUUUUGUUUCUAAAAUGAACGGUUAUAUAAUGCCAACAACUUAUAUGCAUAUGGGUUUUAAUUUUAAACAUUGCCAAAUCUUCUGAAAAAUGUUUCAGAUAUCUAUUAUAGCACAAUUUAACUUUAAGGGCUCUACGUUUUUAUAUAAUCAGUUUCUCUUUGAAUUCCCUCGAAAUGAUAUGCUGUAGUGACUGCAACAUAAAAUUACACAUACACCACAGAGGAAAUAAAGAUAUCCAAAUAUUUUCCUCGUUUUUGCAAGAUUAAUACCUUUAUACUGUAUAUUUAGUUGACCAUAUCAGCUUUUCCAACAGAAAAUAGAACAAAAAGCAAAUGUAUUUUCUUUGUAGCAUCUGAUAUAAAUAAUGAUAUCUACACGCAAUUGUUAAAUUCAAGAAAAAAAUGGCAAAACAAAUUUUUAUUCUCUGCUCUCAUACUGAAGUUUUAUAGGAUAAAUUGCAACCAUUUGUAUCACUUUGUACAAGUGUCAGUUCUAAGCAUUUUUAAGAUAACAUAACUCCAAUGUUUAAUAAAAUAUAAGCCAUAUUGUCAACAGAAAUUUCAUGAUUCUGAUGAUUUGCCACAUUUAAAGAGAUGCGGUUUCAUUUAGUCAACAAAAUGCCAUAAAUGAUUCAUUCAAAUAAUUUUGAAUGCAAAUUACGUAAUUUAGAUUUUUUGCAUAUAACAUUCUGUUUUGCACCAGUAAAUAAACUGCCCAUGUAAUUUAUAUACUUGGGAGCUUAUCCUAUUAAGUGGAUGGUAAGGGAUGGAAUGAAAUCGAUGUAGAAAUAUAUGGUUCACUGACACAAUCAGGCAUUUUUGCAACAGAUAGGAGAGAUGGUUUGAACUUAUACACUAAAAAAGAAAAUUAAAUUCAAGCUAAAAAAUAUUUUAAAGAUUAAAAACUGAAACUAGAUAAAAAGUUUCUGCAAAAAAGUAUAAGAAUAGUAAAAUAAAAAUGUCCAAAGGAAAAACAACUUGACCAUAUUUAUUUGAGAUAUAUCAACAUUAAUUAAACCGCACAUUUUUCUUUCAUGAUUCAGAUAGAGAAUACAAUUUUAAACAGCAUUCCAAUUUACUUCUAUUAUCUUAUUUGCUUCAUUCUUUAGAUACCCUUUGUUGAUGAAAUAGCAAUGCACAUGUGUGAGCCAAUCACAUGAGGCAUCUAUGUGCAACUUCCAAUCAACAGCUACUGAGCCUAUCUAGAUAUGCUUUUCAGCAAAGGAUAUCAAGAAAAUUAAGCAAAUUAGAUAAUAGAAGUAAAUUAGAAAUUUGAUUACAAUUGCAUGCUCUAUCUAAAUCAUGGAAGAAAAAAUGUGGGUUUCAUGUUCUUUUAACUCAUUUUUACCAACCUUUUCAAUAAUAUUCAUAGUAUUUAAAAUAAUGUUGUUUUUGUUAAAAUAUUGUUGUCUCUUUAUUUCCAUUUAAGGUAUGAUUUGUAGUAAACUUGUGCAAAUAUUUGGGAUUCUUUAUUAUAACUAAUUAAAAUAAUCACAAAAAUGGCUGAAGUCUCAGCAGCAUUCACAUUUUUCUAGCGCUAGAUUUAUUAGGGAACACACAGGCAUCUGGAUUUGCACAGUUGACAUGUGUUGCAUUUUUUAUUACUAAAUCUGGCUCCAGAAAGAGCCCAAUGCUACAGACUGCUGCCGUUUUCAGUAUUCGUUUAACUAACUGAUUACAAAUCAAAAAUAUUUGCACAUAUUUAAGUCGUAGUAUAUUUUACAAACUCUUAGGUCCCUCUAACAAUUCAUCAGAAUUCCCAUGUGGGUCACGGGUGUCUUGUCUGGCCUUUUAUUAGGGUUUUCUAAUUCAGUCAUUCCAAUCCAUUUGAAAACCCUGCUAUAACUCAAUUAUCACACGCUUUUCAAAUAUGUAUGGAAAUAAUCUGACACAAUUGUUCAAAUAUAUAUAAAAAACUAUCUUCAUAUUCAGUCUUUACCUCUUGAUGUUUCAAGCAACAUAUCUUGGCUGCUUGUACUUCUUUUUGUCAAUGUUAAAGUUUUUUUUUCUCAUUCUCAGAUCAUGUGUUAAUAAAAAACAUAGUUUUUGUUUGUUUGUUUUUUGCAAUAAAAACUAAAAUAAUUUUGCUCAACUUGCACUUUUAAACUAUGAAACUGAAAUGAUUUCCAGAAUGUUAAUUCACAAUUGCAAUGAUAUUUUCAGACAUUACUCAAAUGUUAUUCAAAAUGGAUAAUCCUUGCAUACUCUUAAAUAAAAUCCAUAAUAUAUAGAUAUGAACAUUUUCAAAUAUUUAAAUUAGCAGUGAGUAAUUCAGCCAGUUGGAAGGUGACCACUAAUACCAAGCUUUUGGGGCAUGCAAUUGCCUUAUUUUAGGCAGAAUCGCUCACUGCUAAUUUUUUUUUAAAAAAAAGUCAUUAAAUGGGGGGGUACCAGCUACAAAGGAAUUUUUAAGCUUACAUUUUUACUAAAUCACAGGAGAUUUAAAUUAAAUUAUUGCCAAUAAGGGUUUUCAAUGAUGAAGUUUUGCAGAAUAUCGACUGUAUUUUUAGCAUCUCUAUUUCUAAACACACUAAAAUAUUAAACAGUUUAGGGAGUUAAACAGAAACUAGUGGAAAAAACUAAACCUUCUUUAACACAAUACAGCAUAUUUUUUUCCUUUCAAAUGUUUAAUAUUAAAAUGUUAUUCUUUGCAAUAGAAAGGCUAUAGAAGUUACCUAGAAACACCCUUAAAACCCCUACUUUUGUUUUAAUGUUAGCAAUCUGAGGCUAUUUUAUUAAACUUUAUUAACUUCUGACUACCUAUUGUAUGCACUGUGAUACAUAGCUGUCAGGAACAUUCUUUCUUCUCAAAAAGACUGCAGGACAGAAGAUUUUUUUUUUACUAAGUAUUUUUUUUUCCUGUUGAACUGAGAUCACAGUGAAAUAAAUGUGAUAGCUUCAAACUAAUGGGAAUAUUUUGGAUACAAAUUUCAAUAUUAGAUCAGACCUAGAAAUAGUAUUCUCAUGACUAUAGUCUAGUUAUUGACAACCUCUUUACAGUUUAGUUUUAUGCACUUUUUUUGUGGUAGAAUAUUAUAAUUUAAAAAUAAUGAAGAUGAUGGCAGGUGGGAAAUUCCACAAAAAUCUUGCUAAAUGGAGCCGCAUCUUUGAAAUACCUUUUCUGUUAUGUUUGCUGUUAUGUUGCACUUUAUGUAGUGUUAAAAUGACAUGGUUGUACACAGAUACAUUUCACUGUUAUAUAGUGUACAUUUUUUGGCUCAGUUUUGUAAAGAUAAAAUGUACAUACCAGAUUUCAUUAUGUAUUUUCAACUGGUAUGCUCAAAUGCAAUAAAUGUAACAACAACACAAA